GUCAAGCAUGGCUGAUACGAUAGAAGUACCAAACACAACAUUAGCCCAACUACAGUCUUUGCAUGGUUUAUUUGCCGUUUAUAAGAAACGGGGCCAAACCUCGGCAGAGGUCUUAGGCAGGCUGAAGAAGAAGCUUUUAAGGGGUGAAUGAGUUUUCAUUUCUUUUCCCCGCUUCGAUGUGAUUACAAAUGUACGUGGAGUAAAAUAGCGGAUAUUCUGUUAUGCGCAUGUUAAAGGAUACUGCCCUCACAUUUCUACUCGGAAUGAUCGGACAUAGUUUCCUAUGUAAACAUUGCGUACAAACACCCUCUGAUGUCGUGUUUACCAGUGGGAAGAAGGCGUUCACGUGCAAUUUUCACAUAAGAAACUCAUAUUUCGUGUAGAAUGCAGAAUUGGUAUAGUCAGGGCACUGCAUUGACCAUCUGAUCACAAGAUGAAGUUUGAUUUAGUGUCAGAAUGUUUUUUAUUGUUUAACUUGUUUAUUCUUGCACAGAGGCUGGUGUUGCAAAUCCUAACUCACGUAAAAGAAAAAAACAAGUUAGAAUCGGCCAUGGCGGCACUCUGGACAGCAAUUCAUCUGGUGUACUUGAAAUACACUGCUGUUGCAGAGCUAGGGACAGCAACCGAUACUCUUGACGUCAAGGGAAAUGUCGUUGAAGAGAAGAAAUAUGAUCACAUCACAAAAGAAGCUUUGGAGGAGAAGUUGAAGGAGUUUACUGGUGAAAUUAUGCAGGUUCCACCGCUAUACUCUGCCCUAAAAAGGAACGGCAAGCGCAUGGCCGACUUGAUGAAGCAAGGUCAGGAGGUCGAGCCUAAACCUGCACGUCCAGUGAGAGUCUACCGUCUCUCUUUACAAGACUUCAGCCCGCCACUAUUCACAUUAGAACUUGAGAGUGGAAGUGGAUGUCAUGUCAGAAGUCUGGUUGAUGAUCUUGGAAAAGCGUUGUCAUCUUGCGCUCACUUAAAGGAAUUGACCCGGAUCAAGCAGGAGGGCUUCAGCUUGGAGGAUGCGCUAAGGGAGGAUCACUGGACGUUCGCAGAAAUCUCUCAAGUUUUGAAGCCCUGCCCAGUAUCACCAGAGGACGAGUCGAAUGCCAAAAAAAUAAAACUCGAGUGAUAAACUCCAAAUCUAAGGAUGUGGCUGGAGAACAAAGUAUUGAAAGGUGCUUAUAGGUUGUGAGUGACAAACAAUGCGAUGUCCACUGUGAAAUCAUCUUACUUCACCUCAGAAGUAUUGCUGAAAUGAGAUUAUUUCACUCUUUUUCGGACACUGCCUUUUUUACAUUGAGGCUUGAGCUACUUUAUUAUAACUGUAUUAUGCACCUGAGCUUCCUAAAAGCAUCCUCUGUGUGCUUUAUUAGAGUAAUAUUCAGUUGUAGUUGAUUACAUAGAUUUUUUUUAUUAUAUAAUCAUUCAUUUUGGCAUUUUGUAUUAUUCUGGUUCUAGCUUAAUCUUAUGUUGUGUUCUGUUGUGUCUUCACAAGAUACAUUUUAUUUCCAAGUUUAACAUUACAAGAUCGCUAGCAUAAUAACCCCCGCUUAAUUUUUUCUAAUUAUAUCAGUUGUACAAAUUCUGCUCUUUAUUAUAUCUUCACUUUGUCUCCUGGCUGCUUUUCCUUCCCUCCAUCUCUGUAUAUGUCAAGUGGUUGAUAAGAAGAAUGAACUUGAGCCAAGGGAGAAAGUCUAAAAGCGAUCUAGUGACACCUAGUGCAAGAACUACUGAACAGGACUUGUUGUCAUAUCAAGUUGGAUCUAUCAAUACCUUUGCAAUCUUGUCAGUCUGCUAUUUUCUACAGCUAUUUUGGUUUGCUAAUAUAUAUCUAUGUCCUGCAGUUUUUUUUGUUUCCAGCAUAAGAAAUGCUCUCUGUUCUGCAUCUUACUUUGUAUAAUUUGAUUAAAAGUACUGUAAAUACCUGACACAUACAUUUUAUAGAAGCAGUAGUAACCUCAAGGUAUGUAAUAAGAAGACAUUUUGCUUUGUAAACUACUCGUAACAUUAUGUUAAUUUCUUUAAAUAAAAUGUCACAGUUUACACUU
Triplophysa dalaica is the source of this 2036-nucleotide messenger RNA. Its product is annotated as pseudouridylate synthase TRUB1-like. Gene Ontology annotation, biological process: tRNA modification; mRNA pseudouridine synthesis. The coding region runs from base 434 to 1117 and encodes 227 amino acids. The transcript is spliced from 6 exons. NCBI's taxonomy places the organism in Eukaryota, Metazoa, Chordata, Actinopteri, Cypriniformes, Nemacheilidae. Gene Ontology annotation, molecular function: pseudouridine synthase activity; RNA binding. Gene Ontology annotation, cellular component: mitochondrion. The record is from RefSeq and is a predicted model, not a curated record.